Molecule: messenger RNA, 1690 nt
Organism: Melanotaenia boesemani (Boeseman's rainbowfish)
Lineage: Eukaryota; Metazoa; Chordata; Actinopteri; Atheriniformes; Melanotaeniidae
Gene: pak1ip1
Product: PAK1 interacting protein 1
Exons: 10
Coding region: 243-1316 (357 amino acids)
Molecular function (GO): protein binding
Source: RefSeq, a predicted model, not a curated record
CGCAUGCGCAACAUGUCACACUUUUUCUUGGACGUAGAGAGGCAUAUUUAGCUUACUCUUAUUACAUAUAAGGAUUACUGCCUAGUUUAAGGUUUUUAUUUGUUGCCGUUUUUCUGAUGUUGGACUCCGUUUGGACUGUCAACUAAUGCGUAUCUGAUUGAGUGACAAAUAUUCAACAGAAAAAAAGUUUAAAGACAGCUAAUAGCGUACUAGCUUAGCCUGCUGUAGGAAACAGUGGCAGCAUGGCAGCUGUGUUGGGGCUCAUCGCUGGCAGCUACGAGCAGAUCACAUUUGGUUAUCAAGUAUAUACUGGUGAAAAAGAAUGGACAGCCAAAGCUGAUUUCACACAUCAUGCUCACACUGCUUCAGUGUCAGCUGUUGCAGCCAGUGAGAGGUUUGUGGUCACAGGAAGCAAAGAUGAGACCAUCCAGUUGUAUGAUAUGAAGAAGAAAACCGAUUAUGGGGCUCUGCUUCAUCAUGAUGGCACCAUCACUUGCCUUGAGUUUUACGGGGCAUCUCACUUACUGAGCGGAGGAGAGGAUGGACUUCUGUGUGUGUGGAGUACAAAGAAAUGGGAAUGUCUGAAAUCCAUUAAAGCUCACAAAGGUCAUGUCACAUCUCUAUCCGUCCAUCCUUCUGGGAAACUUGCACUGUCAGUUGGGACAGAUAAGACUUUGAGAACCUGGAAUCUCACUAAUGGAAGAUCAGCUUUUAUCAAAAAUAUCAAACAGAAUGCAACCAUUGUCAGAUGGUCUCCAAAUGGAGAAAGAUAUGUGGUAGUGGUGAAUGAUAAAGUGGAUAUCUACAAGUUGGAGACAGCCUCUGUGACAGGAACAGUCACAAACCCAAAGAGGAUCUCAUCUCUUACGUUUUUAAAUAACACCGUCAUGGCCGUAGCAGGAGACGAUGAAACUGUGAGAUUAUGUGAUGUGGAAAAGGCUGAAUGGGUGUGUGAGUUUAAGGCUCAUGAAACCCGAGUGAAAGCAGUUGAUAGUUUGAUUAUGGAGCAUUACUGCGUGCUGGUGACUGCUUCAAAUGAUGGUUUCAUCAAAAUGUGGAAAGUCCAUCUUAAAGAGGAGCUGGAAUCUCCCACCUUUUUAGGGGAGGUGAACACAACAGCCAGAUUGACAUGUCUUGCUGUGUGGAAACCUUUAGUGGUGCAGCAAAUUGCUGAGAAACCAGCACCUGAGGCUACAACAUCUAAAGAGCUUUCUCAGGAACUUGCAAGGACAAAGAGAGUCCGAAUUGCAGCAGAAGAAGUAAUUCUGGAGGAUGAGAGUAAACCCAAGAAGAAGAAAAAGGAUGGAGGAAAAUAAAGUUUGGGCUCUAUAAUAAAGCAUCCUGUGUGUUUAAUUAUUCACAAACUGUUACACAAAUCAGACAAAACAUUAUGCCCCCUUGCCUUAUUCUAAGUAGGUCCACCUCAUGUUGAAGAAUCAAUAAAUAACAUCUAUGUGUGUUUUCGAGUUUCUGGUACUUGGACACAAGCAAUAAAAAAUACUUUGGACAGUUUGGGGUGGGGUCUUUGUAAUAAGGGCUUGUUUCCCACAGAUUCCAUUAGAUUGAUAUUUCAGAAGUUGUAGGUGAAUGAACACUUGAACAGUUCUCCAACAGAAGAUUGUAUUUUAACAAGGAGAGUCAUACGUUCUCUUUCAUAAUGUUGGUGUGUCAACUUACUCUGUCAUGCUUA